AUGGCGACUAGCAGCAGCAGCGCCGCCAAGACUGUGACGCUCCGCAGCUCCGACGGCGAGGAGUUCGUGGUCAAGGCGGACACGUUCGCGUCGGCGUCGGUGCUGGUCCGGAACAUGCUGGAGGACGACUGCGCCGGCGGCGCGAUUCCGCUGCCCCAGGUCACCGGCCGCAUCCUCUCCCGCGUCAUCGACUACUGCGACCGCCACUACGCCGACGCCGACGCGGCCACCUACGUCGCCGAGCCCUUCUCCUCGGGCGACCCCGACCUGGAGCGCUUCGACACGGACUUCAUCGGCGGCGUCGACUACAACACGCUCAUCGACCUCAUCCUCGCCGCCAACUACCUCGAAGUGCCGCGGCUCCUGGACCUGGCCUGCAAGACGGUGGCCGACCAGAUGAGGGGCAAGACCGUGGAGGAGAUGCGCGCGCACUUCAAGAUCGCUAACGACUACACCCCGGAGGAGGAGGCCGAGGUCCGCUCCGAGAACCCAUGGGCCUUCGAGUAGACACACAAAUCGCGCUGCCUCGACCCUCAGGACUUUUUAGUUUUGCGAUUUUAUUAGUUGCUGCCAUGGACUAGCCAGUGUAUUCCCAUUGGGUUGUGUUCAACUGAAUAGUUUCAUAUACACAUCCUAGUUUGAUGAUACGUGAUCACAUCAAGCCACUCGUUCGUUUGCAUCAUUGCAUGAGUUAGUUAGUUUUCUACUCCAAGGCGACAUGAAGAGACAUUCACGACAUGCAGACUAAUCUCAAAUUCU
Molecule: messenger RNA, 759 nt
Organism: Lolium perenne
Lineage: Eukaryota; Viridiplantae; Streptophyta; Magnoliopsida; Poales; Poaceae
Product: SKP1-like protein 4
Biological process (GO): ubiquitin-dependent protein catabolic process
Source: RefSeq, a predicted model, not a curated record